AACGCAACCAAACCGCUCUCGCUCUCGGCUCUCGGCUCUCCACCAGUCUCCGCUCUCUGGACGCCGGAAAUGCAGAUGGACUCCUACAACUACAACUACGCCAGUUUCUUCCACGACGAGGCUCCGUCCUUCUACCCGCACGUUGCGGUGCCGCCCUCCCCGGAGCUGCCCAUCGGCCUCAUUGCCUCGCCAGGGGAGCCGGAGCCGCCCUUCGCGCCGCCGAUGCCGGCCUCGUUCCAGGACUACACGGGCGCCGUGGGCGUGGGCGUAGGGGUGAGAGCGCCGUUCGGGGGUGCCAGCGUGCACGGGCAGGCGAUCGACGCGCUGGGCGGGGGCGACGGGCAGCGCGAGCAGAGCAUGGCAAUGGCGGAGGACGGGGAAGAGCCGGCGCCCCGGCGGCGGCAGCCGGCGGGAGGCCCCGCCGCCGCCGCCGUCGAGAGCAGCCGCGGGUUCCGGCACAUGAUGCGGGAGCGGCAGCGGCGCGAGAAGCUGAGCCAGAGCUACGCCGACCUGCACGCGCUGGUGGCGGCCCGGUCCAGGGGCGACAAGAACUCCAUCGUGCAGGCCGCCGCCGUGUACAUCCACGAGCUCAGGGGCGCGCGGGACCAGCUGCAGCGCCGGAACGAGGAGCUCAAGGCCCGCAUCCUGGGCCACGACGCCGGGCAGCAGUGCGUCAAGGUGCAGUUCGAGGUGGACGAGCCGGCGUCCGCCAUCGACUCCAUGAUCGGGGCGCUCAGGCGCCUCAAGGGCAUGGACGUCAGGGCCAGGGGCAUCCGCUCCAGCCUGUCCGGGCGCAGGCUGUGGACGGAGAUGAAUGUGGAGACCACGAUGGCGGCCGACGAGGUGGAAAGGGGCGUGGAGGAGGCUCUGCUGCAGGAAGUGGAGAGGAAGCAGCAGCAGCAGCUUGGAGCUGGGAGCGCCGCCCCUGGUUUUCCAGGCCCGUCAUCGCACGUGCAAAACGUGUUUUGACACGCGAUCCUCCCCCACAACAAGAAGCGAAAAAGAAACAUGAACCCCGAGCCUCAUUUCUUGAUUCUUUUUUCUUUAAGAACCGGAUGCGCAAAACGAGCAUCCGCGUCCCUGGCUCUAUUGAUUUAUUUUUAAGUAGAAAUCGGUGCUGUUUGUGUACAAGUGUUGUCGCAGCCUCCAAGUGGGAUUUUGAGCACGUGUAUAAAGUUAUAGGGCUCGUGUUCUUACAACACACACACACAAAAAAAAAAAGAGACGUGCGGACAGUGAGGACUGAGGACAUGUGGGCAGGGAUCAAGUGGGCCGGAGGAAGCGGGCGAGAAAUGGGGUCGAGGGACAGGCACGUUCCGGUCGUGCCGUGUGGAGAUUCCUAGCCGCGGCGGCAACCGGUCACCAGUGUGCUCUCGUUGUCCUUGGUCUCUACUACUCCUGCUACAAAUGGUGACGCCUUUAUUUUAUCGUGUGGAGUGGAUGUAAAUGGACGCCACCACAAUAAAUUAGAGUACUAAAUUAAUUUUAGUUUAAAAAUAAAUAAAUAAAAAUAGAGU
Zea mays is the source of this 1517-nucleotide messenger RNA. RefSeq lists its product as uncharacterized. Lineage: Eukaryota; Viridiplantae; Streptophyta; Magnoliopsida; Poales; Poaceae. The record is from RefSeq and is marked validated. Gene Ontology annotation, molecular function: protein dimerization activity. The transcript has 2 exons. The coding region runs from base 70 to 969 and encodes 299 amino acids.